This is a messenger RNA of Myripristis murdjan (pinecone soldierfish), 9996 nucleotides long. It is a transcript of the gene pde4dip, whose product is annotated as phosphodiesterase 4D interacting protein. NCBI's taxonomy places the organism in Eukaryota, Metazoa, Chordata, Actinopteri, Holocentriformes, Holocentridae. Gene Ontology annotation, cellular component: nucleus; Golgi apparatus; centrosome. Gene Ontology annotation, biological process: positive regulation of microtubule nucleation; regulation of Golgi organization; centrosome cycle. Gene Ontology annotation, molecular function: molecular adaptor activity; zinc ion binding. The coding region runs from base 994 to 7794 and encodes 2266 amino acids. The transcript has 34 exons. The record is from RefSeq and is a predicted model, not a curated record.
CCCAUCCUCAUCCUCAUCUGACGAGCCGCUGAGGGAAUAGCGGAAUCCGAUGAACACUUUUGAAAACGCCGACAGUAGACGUUUUUUUUUUUUUUUAUAUUUUUCUUGAAUAAUAUGCGAAUUCCGUGUUCGUGUCGGAUUGUUAAGGGAGGUUUGCGGCAGCAGGGAGAUGCUGUCAUCUGAACAGACUUGGGUGAUCUAAGACAGAAAAAACGACGGUGACAUCAACGGCGGAUCGUUGUUUUUAUUUUCUUUUUCAGAGGAAUUACUGAAUAUUUCCGUGAAAUCGACAGAUCGACUGUCUGUAAACAAUCAUGUGCCGGCAUAAGCUACUGCCACCGAGGAAGUGAAAAUGUAACCCCAUGACACCGAGGUUCAUUCAUAUCCGUUCUGGGUGGACAUCAUGCGCUUCUUCCUUGUAUUCACAUUGAACACGUUGUUUUUUGUGAUCUGACAUGAUUUGCCUUUUUAUUUGGAAGAAGAGUUGAACGGGUGCUGAUGCUGAUGCUCUAAUCUGCAUUAACCAUCUCCAUCAUAUAGUCACCUGCUUGUUUUUAACAAGCGCAAACGACAAAUGGGUUAACCAUAUGGUUCGUUUUUUUAAAGCUUAUGUGCCAUUUACUUGAAUACUUUUAGUUUUCUGAUAUCGUUGUGAUUGGCAGCAUAGUCUCCUUGAUUGUUUGGAUGCGUGAGACCAUUCAGCUUGUCGCACCUGCCAAGGCUGCUGGACCAUGCAAGCUCCAAGACAAGAGGACAAGGCUACAUGAGCCUGUUAUAUUUCAGAUUAGAAGAACUCUUAUUUCAUCUCACCUGCCAAAGCUACUCACACCUCAUGAAUGCAAGAAUAGAAAUGGGCAUUUUGUUGUUGUAUCCUAGUUAAUUGCAUUAGCACUUGCUGAUGCUUCCCUGAUAGUUCUAUGUAUCUUUAAAGAUUAUCAAAUAAAUUUGGUCAGUCGAUCUGAGAAACCAUACCUGCCCGAGUUUUCCCCUGUGAUGCUGGACGUAGUGAAGAUGAAGGAGGUGUGCAGGAUUUGUGCCCGUGAGCUCUGCGGCAACCAGAGGCGAUGGAUAUUCCAUCCGGCCUCCAAACUCAAUCUGCAGGUUCUGCUGUCUCAUGCCCUGGGCCGUGAGCUGACCCGGGAUGGCCGCGGUGAGUUUGCUUGCUCCAAGUGUGCCUUCAUGCUGGACCGCAUGUACCGCUUUGACACGGUGAUCGCCCGCGUGGAGGCCUUGUCUCUGGAACGCCUCCAUAAGUUGCUCUUGGAGAAAGACAGGCUGAGGCAGUGUAUCGGCGGUCUGUACCGCAAGAACAACACAGAGGACAGUAAUGUUACCCUCUCUGGGUCCAGUGUGGGAGCCGGGACUGAGGGGGCAUCUGAAGACUCUCCUGUUUUGGAUCUCUCGGCCUUGCAGGAUGUGAGAUAUUCUGAGAUGAUCCAGGAUGAUCUAGCUUACUCUGUGUAUGAAUCAUGGGCUGAUAAGGAGGAUCCAGCCCUGGAACCUCAACCCCAUCACCACCACCAUCACCACCACCAUUGCCCAGGAAUGGACUCUUUACCUGGCCAGAAACCGAGACGCUGCCGAGGCUGUGCGGCGCUCCGUGUGGCUGAUUCAGACUAUGAGGCGGUGUGUAAGGUGCCUCGCAGGGUCAGCCGGAGGAGCACCUCCUGUGGACCGUCCACACGCUAUUCAGCUAGUGCCACAGGGGUGGAUGACCCUUCCACAGGUUCCUCAGGUUCUGAUGCCACACCUGUCGUUUCUGAGUCCCCUUCGACCGGGCCAGACAGUGACAGGACCUUAUGUGAGAGGAUAAGCACAAGCCCUGCAUCGUCUGUAGAAUCACUGGACACUGCCAUAGAUGUGGCUUGUCCUGCUAUCACCCCGAAAGAGAGGGAGGACGUUGAACAAGACAGAGAGGCUACAGGAGAAAAAUAUCCAACAGAGGCUCCUGUGGGUCGGGACACUCCAUGGGACAAGCCCCCAAAUGAAAGCUCUAUCUCUUGGCUUGAGCUGGUACUGAGCCUGAUGAGAGGCUGGGACUACAAGCCAGUUAAAACCCAACAAGGCAGUAAGCUCCCAGUUCUGGUCAAAACCAAAUUAGACCAAGGCCUCUCUCUGCCCCUACCCAUCCCACUGAGGGCCCACUAUGGAGGGGCAGUAGACUGUGAGUUGUACCCCCAUCAGCCUGUGCCAGAAGUCGUGACUCCAUCCAAUCAGCAGGAGCUGCAAACAGAGCUGGCAGAGAUGGAGGAGCAGUGGCUGGAUGACUAUGUCCAAUGCGGCCCGUUCCGCUUCCAGCAGAAGCUCAUUGAUGAGCAGCAGGGCCAGCUGAGUCAGUAUGAGACUGCUGCAGGUCAGUGUGUCGGUGAGCUGCAGAAGGCCCAGGACCAGGUCUGCUCCCUCCAGGCCAAGAUCAGACAGAGUGAAACCAGGAACCAGAAGCUGCAGGAGCGUCUUGGGGAGAUGGAGCUCGAGCUGCGAUCGGCAAGAGAGGAGGCCCAGCGGCAGGAGCGCAACGUGCAGAACCUCACUGACACUGUCAACUCCAAGGAGACAGAGGCUGCAGAGUUGUACAGGGUGAUUGAGGAGCAGAAUAAGAUGCUGUGUUCCCUCAAAGAGCUGGCCAACAGAAACCAGCUGCAACAGCUCCAGGUGUCUGGGGCAGAGAGCAUUCGAGGGCAGGGUGAGGUGCUGGGUCUCCAGGCCUCGCUCUUCCAGGCCCAGCUGGAGCUGCAGGCUGGUCAGAGGGCCCAGCGCCAGGCCGCCAGGACACAGGAGGACCUGAGCCGGGCCCUGCAGCGCCUGGAGAACGACCUGCAGGCGGCGCUGAAGCACAGGAGGGAGACAGAGAAACACAACCAGGAGCUGCAGCUGGCCCUGGAGAAGGCUCGCUCUGUGCUGCAGGAGAGAGAAGAGCAGCUACGAGAGAGGGAGGGGGAGAGGCAGAGAGAGGAGGAGGAGACACAAAAGACCAUCAGAGAGCUGAGGACUUCACUGCAGACCAAAGAGCAGCUGGUGGAGGACUACUCUGAGUUGUUGGAGCAGCAGCAGGAUCCAAAGGAGAAGAGAGACUCUCUGCUUCAGAAACUCCGUCAGCGCAUCAAGGACAGAGACAGAGCACUGGAGCGAGCGGUGGAUGAGAAGUUCCGCUGCGUGGAGGAGAAAGAGGAGGAGAUGCGGCGGCUGCAGCUGCUGCUGAGGGAGAAGGAGAGAGACCUGGAGAGACAGAGAUGUGUCCUGGCCAACAACGAAGAGACUAUCACUAGCCUGGAGGUACUGGUGCGUGGUAAAGGUCUGGAGCUGGAGCAGGUGUGUGAAGCCUGGAGGAGUGUGCAGCGACAACAGCAGGACAGUGAGGAGCGGCAGAAUCGCAGUCUGAGGGAGAGGGACACCCUCAUCAGCCAGCUGCAGACCGCCCUGCACUCUCGUACGCAGGAGGCUGAGGAUCUGCGUUGCUCGCUGCUUGCCCAGAUUAAAACAGGUGCUAGCGACGUUUUGGAGGAACUGAGGGCUCGACUCCAGCUCAAAGACCGCCUUUUCCAGGAAGUGCUGUCUGACCGAACGCGGCAGGCCCAGGAGCACCAGGAGCAGGUUCAGGAUCUGCUCAGCACCAUCAGUGCCAGGGACCAGUACAUACAGGAAUCAGCAGGCCGGCUAAGCGAGGUGAUGAACGAGCAGACGGUGCGGCUCCAGGAGCUUCGCAGACAGCUGACCUCUGGUUUCCAGGUGUCAGGGGUCGGAUCAAAGUCUAUUUCAGGACCAGACUCCAGUGUGGAGCUCCAGCCUUUGCAGGACGAGCUGUGUCUGUCACUGAGGAGGGAAAAGGAGGCCCAGGAUGAGAACAGGAGUAUGUCUGCCAGGGUAGACUCCCUCACCAGAACUCUUCAUGUCAAGGAGGAGAUCAUCAGGGGCUUCCAGAGACAGAUUGUGGAUCCCUCAGAACUUCCUCUGCUUGAGAGACUGACCCAGGAGAUCCAGGAGCUGAGGGAGAGCCUGGUGCAGCAGGAUAUCCCACCAGCCAGAGGCCCUGUCUUAGGCAGGGACAGGCCAAACAACAGGCAGCCUGAGUUUGGAGAACUGAGCUCAGAGGAUAGAGAGGAAGAUGAUGAUGCCAACAGUGAUUAUGCUGACAGUGUUGAUGAGGAGGAGUCCAAGCUGACUGCCCAGUCACUGGCAAACAUCAAGGAUAUCACAUUUGAGGGCCAGGGGCUUUUGGAGGUCAAACAGCUGGUGGAGCAGAAGAGAGCAGUGGAGAGAGAGCUUGGGGAGCUCAAGGCUCAGCUGGAGAAGGCCGGUUUCUCCUCCCUUUCACAAAUGAGGAGAGCCUUGUUCAACCUGCGUGAGGAAAACGAAGACCUGAAGCUUCAGCUGAGUGGAGGGGCGCUGCCUGACACCAGCGAACACAGUGAUGAGCAAAAAUUGCAAGAGGGCGAAGACGAGGAUGAGGAGGAGGAGGAGCUGGAUGUGACCAUAGAGGUGGAUGAGGAGGAAGAGGAGGAGGAGGAAGAGGAAGGGUUUGAGCAGUGGGACGCCUGGGAUAGUGAGAUGUGUCUUUCUCAGGGCAAACACUGUGUGGACAAGCCCCCGACCAGGAGGGCCACAAAGCCCUCACCACUGGACCUGGGAGCUCUGCUGUCCCACUCCUCACAGGAAGACGACCUGGAGAGCGACCUGUCAACCACCCAGCAGCAGAGCACUGUGGCCUCGGCGAUGUGUGAGAAGGCGGUGCGUCUCCAGCAGGAGAGCAAAGAGCUACAGGAGAGACUGAUGGUGUCAGAGGCCACCGUCCAGGCCCAAGCCGAGCAGCUUAAAGACUACAGGGAGCUCCUCACGGAGACAUCAGUGCAGCAGGACAGUAAGCAGAUCCAGGUGGAUCUCCAGGAUCUGGGCUAUGAGACCUGUGGCCGCAGUGAGAACGAGGCAGAGAGAGAAGACACUAGCAGCCCAGAGUUUGAUGACUUGGAGAUGUGCACUUCUCUGGAGUGUGGAUCCCAGUGGUGGCCUGCCAACUCCAGCAGCACUUACAACAAGACCAACUCCCAGACCAGUGGUUACGGAGACGAGGUGUCGUCCCUGCAGCGCCUCGUCGAAGACCUGCGCUCACAACUCUCACGCUCCCAGGGAGUGAUCCGUGGGCUCCAGAGCCGCCUGCGCUCCCUCUCUAUCUCCAGUGACUAUGGACCCUCCACACCGCGCAAGGUGAACUGGUCCUUCCAGGCUUCGCCCUCCCAGAGUGGGGCAGAAGAUGACGAGGGCUGGCAGUCCUCUGAUGGAGGUCCAAUGCCCUCACCGCGUCAUCCUCACCCAGAUAAAGGCCUCCAAGAGUUGGUGUCACGCGUUGGAGCCCUUGAGGAACAACUGAGGAAAGGUGGCAAGAAGUCAGUCGGCGAGGACACCAAGUCUGCUACCUGGCCUGGUAAAUUUGAUAUGCUGAUCCAAGCUCAGGCCAGGGAGCUGUCCCACCUACGUCAGCGGCUGCGGGAGGGCCGUGGUGUGUGCAACAUCCUGACCCAGCACCUGGGAGACACCACCAAGGCCUUUGAGGAGCUGCUGAGAGCAAAUGACAUUGACUACUACAUGGGCCAGAGCUUCAGGGACCAGCUGGCACAGAGCAGCGCUCUGGCACAGCGAGUCAGCGCCAAGAUCAGUGGACGAGAUCAUUCAGAAGAUCCAGAUGAUAAGACAGAGCUGCUUGCCAUCCGGCUAAGUAAGGAGCUGCAGCAGAAAGACAAGGUCAUCGAGUCGCUCCGUGCCAAACUGAACCAGCACCAGUCUCAUCACCAUCAUCAGCACCAUCGCUCUUGCACGCCCUGUAGCAGCCAUGCCCUCUCCGAAACCACCGACCAGUCGGAUCGCAUCUCCUAUGUGUCGGACGAGCAGGGCUCCACCAAUGAGGACCUGGAGCUCUGCUCGGACAUGGAAGCUGCCAGUGAGUUUGGUCAAGAGGAGACCCGGGCUUCUACCAGGGCCAGCACAGAUUGCCACUCCCACAGUAGUGCUAUGUCACGCCAUCCCUCUGUUCCUCCAUCCAUCACCUCAUCCCACCGAGCCCAGUCCUCUCACAGCUGUCCCAGCAUGCAGUGCUCCAGCACUCCCCACAGAGCUGCUGACAUGCAGGGUCAGACAGGGUUUUCUGUGCCACAGUCCAAGCCUCCCCAAGAUUUCCCACUAUCAACCCUCCAGCAGGCCAGCUCCUCUGGCUUCCUUCCUCUGUCCUACCAUGGUGUAAUGUCGUCUCCUCUUGUUGGCACUACCAGCGCCAGUCUAAAUGCCAGCCCGGCCACAAAACCUGGGGCCAGCCUUCUGGAGAGCAGAGCAUUGUGGGAUAUGCCCUAUGGUACCCGACCAAUGAGAGUCGGAGCUGCUGACCUGUCAUCGGGAUCAUCAGGGUACCAGUCGGGCACCAGCCACACAGGCUCAGACCUGAUGAAAGAGCAUCUGAGAGAAAUCAGGAGCCUUAGGCAGAGACUGGAGGACUCAAUACAGACCAAUGACCGCCUCCGCCAGCAGCUGGAGGAGAAACUGGCUAACACCGCCAGGGAGAAAGGUGCUCCCACCAACAUCUACAUUCAGGGUCUGGACUCGGUCGGUCAGCUCUCCGGUGAGAUCAGACUUCUGAAGGAGGAGAACAUCAGUCUGCAGAGCCAGCUCAAGCAGGCUGCCAAAGAUGGCAGUAAGGAGGCGGACGAGCUGCGGGAGGCGGUCCUCUUGGAGCGGGCCAAGCUGAAGGAGGCACAGUUAGAAGCAGAAAGGUGGGCGGAGCAAAGCAGGAGGCUUCAAGCUGAGGCUCAGGGUCACAGCCAGGAGAUCACACAACUCAAACAGGACAGACAGAGGAACCAAGAAACCAUCAACAGGCUUCAGCAUGAGGUGAGCGUUCUCCAACAGCAGUUGUGUGAGAGCUGCAGUUUGGUCCACUCUCUUCAGUGUGAGCUCCAGGUCUACAACAGGGUGUGUGGUGUCCCCAAAAACACACACUCAGGUCAGGCCAGUGAGAGCUCCCAGCCAGGGGACAGCGCUGUGGCCUUCAAUCCCAGAGAGCUGCAUGCUCAGCUGGAGCAGAGACUGACAGGACAGGCUGACACGCACGCCAGGAGACAGCUGUUUAAUGACAGCGUUCCUUCGCCACCUGUGAGAGACACAGGGCUCUUCAGCCCUUCCUCACCUCUCUCCCCCACACAGGAACCUACAGAGGAGGCUGAGGCUGCUGACCAAGCCCCCAAUCUGCAGGGCCAAGCCCCAGAUGGCUCCUUUGCCAACCGUCAUGGCCGCCACGCAGUAGGCCAUGUGGACGACUUCAAGGCCCUGCAGCAGCAGAUCCUGGAGGGCAGCGCUCUCGUCUGCAAGAUAGAGGCCACUCUCCACACCUUGAGCAGUCCAGCUCUGCCAGAGUUCAGCCUGCACCAGCCGAUGGACACAGGCGUGGUCAUGCAGCUGCUGGACAACAGUCAAACCCUGCGUCAGAUCCUGGAGGAGGCCACUUCUCUGCUCAGGAUGUUCUGGAGAGCAGCUCUGCCGAGCUCUGAGGAAUCCAACCACAGCACCAAGCAGGAGCAGUCUCUGAGGGAGGAGAUCAGUUCUCUCCGUCUGAGGCUCACAGAGCAGGAGGAGGCUCUAAGGGACGCUAUGGAGAGAUUGAGGAGCUCCAACCGCACCAAAGAUAGCAUGGAGCACUUUAUAGUCAGCCAAUUGUCGAGAACACGGGAUGUCUUGAAGAAAGCCAAGACUAACUUACAGGUCAAAACACAGGAAGAUUCUGUGAGCUCACCCUCUCUCCUGGUUGGGGUGUCAUGAAGCCUCAGGCCCUGUUGUCCUCCACCAUCCCUGCUGUCCCGGUGGCCACCCGGGACCUGGGAACUUCACACCACCAGCGUCCCCUACAGGCAGCCUUCCUGUAGUGCACCAGCCCCAGAUUCCCCCCCUGGGACAUUCUGUCCAUCACCUCCUGUCCAAAUGGGAAAUGGUGGAAAUGAUCCUUCUGUCUGUUGGAGAAAUACCUCAGUUGAGUGAUGUACUGUAUGUCUGAGUGUUUGAAUGUUUGCUGAGGUUUAUUCAGUGUGAGGCGCCAUGUGAUGUUAGAGAUUUUGCCAGUCAGUGAUGGUUUAUGAAUGUGAAUGGUUGUCUUGGGUAUAAUUUAUGCAGGUACUAUGAAGGGCUUCGCUUAGGGCCCUCAACUGAAGUGUUUCUCCUAUUUUAUCUUUUGAGCAUUCAGAUAUUUGACUUCAGCAGGGAUUCAAGAUUAAACUCAACUUCAAGCCAGCAAGGAAGGGGCUUUGAAAAAGCCAAACUCAACUAAAGUGCUUCCUUUUAGCUUCUUUUGAAGCUAGAUUUUGUUAGUAUGUAAGAUAGUUGCAUGUGUUUUGAACAGCUUGUGGAAAAGAAGCCAUACUCUUGGACGUUGCAGAUACUUUUUUUUGUUUUGCCCAAAUAAUACCAAUGCCAUCGAAAUGGUCAAGUACUGCUGUCACAAGGUGAAAAACAUAGCACUACUAUUAGAGAGAUUGUUCAGAUUAACUGAUAAAUCACAUUUGCUCUAUGAUAUGCAGUAUGUAAUUUACCAAGGGGAUGAAUUUAAGAUUUUGUGCUCAUCCUCCCCAUGCCUGAAAGUAUUAUUAUGUUGUUAUGGAGUCAGUUUUGUCCAGAUAUUGAAAAAGAUGGGUCCAACCCAGUCUUUCUGCUGAGAUGCCAACACCUGUAGCCAUAGCCUUUGGAAAGCCUUCUGAGUAAGCUGCCAUCUUUGCUAUCUUAUAAACCAGUGUUAUGAUAAGCACAUAUUACAUCGCAGUGUAAAGCUCUCCAGCAUUUGUCAGCCACAGAGAGAAAGGCUUACAUUUGUUUUUGUGCAAUACCUUCAGUGAUUUGACCCAUAAUCUGUAUAACAUAAAAUGUUUUCAAUUUUUGGUGCAUGGUCCAAUAAAGUUGCAAUAGUGUAUUUAAUUCUGCAACAAGAAUUGCAUCAGACUAGUGGACCAGACUUUAUAGUUUUUCUUUUUAAGCUUUUUUCGUAAAUUUUAUUUUUUUUUCCUUUUACCAAAUUUGUGAAUCCCACUGUGUUUGGAUUACCUCUAUUAUGACAAUCACUUCCAAAUCUUUAUCAGGAGAACUUAUAACUCUAAUUUAUCGCUUGUAUUGACACAAAAUAUAUUUUCUCCCGAACUGUAUUAGAGAUUGUGACAAUCAUUGAUUAGAUAAACUGUUUGGAAACUGGGUAAUUUACACUGGCUUUACCAAUGCAGUGUUUGCUGUUUUACAUUUUGCUUUAUUUCUCUGUACAGUAGAUUGCCUGUUGCCCUUUGUGCAUGAACUGUGGGUUCACUGUCCCUCAAAUACUUUACCUGAAAUAUGCAAUAUUUAAGUUACUGUGCAAUAGCCUACAUGGUUGCUUUUUGAUGUAUUAGGCCUAACUAUUCAAGUGCCACAUUAUCUGUGUUUAGCUCCAAAGGUGUAGCCUAUUAGUUUAAACAAACUGAAUUUUUUCAUUGUGUCAAUAUGCUACGACUUUGACAAUCAAUCUUAAUAAAUGACCUAACCCGCUCAGUCAUAGUUUGUCAUGCAAUAUGGCUUUAUAUGAAUCUGAGCUUUAUACACAUUAUGCAGCACAGAUGCUAAGAAAAUCACUUGUAGCAAAGUGAGAGCAAAACCGAGCACUGAAAAAACAUAUUUAUAAAGCAAUAAGAUCAACCAAAGUGAGUAAGUUAUACAAUGUUAAAUCAGGUGUAAAAAAUGAUUAAAAAAAUAAGUACUGCUUCAUGUAAUUUCCCACAGUUCAGCUUACAGUCUGUAUGUUUGUGUAUAUGGAGUUAUUACUGUAGGAACCACGUCAGUGUCUGUACAUAGUAAAGGGGGUGUUCAUCAAUGCAAUUUUUUGUUGCUGUGAGACAAGGUCUUUGAACAUGGCCAUGUAUAUUUUUAUGCAUGUUGUCUUUAUUAAAAUGUUUUGGGGUAAAAACAAACAAAGAAAAAAAGGCACCUUUUCAAUAAAAGGGAACAAAACAA